Molecule: messenger RNA, 612 nt
Organism: Morchella sextelata
Lineage: Eukaryota; Fungi; Ascomycota; Pezizomycetes; Pezizales; Morchellaceae
Exons: 3
Coding region: 1-612 (203 amino acids)
Source: RefSeq, a predicted model, not a curated record
AUGACAACAGUUUCUUCAACAUUAUCCUCCUCUCAUAUUUCGUCCUCAUCGUGGAGAAUAGAUUUCUUGAGCUCUCUUGCCCAGCGCGAUAAACGAGAGAAGUCUCAUGAUGAUUUUAUCUCUGCUUACUCUCGUCUAGCGUCACGCACCACCUCAAUUCACGAGUCUUCCGCUUCAUCCAAAGAUGCUUCUAAUGCACUCGGGGAAGGAGUCCUAGAAGGCGGCGACCUAGGCGGGGCUGCCGCAGGACUUACCCAGCUAAAAGCCGACUUGAGUGCCGCACAACAGACCAAAGCUCACUUACAAUUGAGUCUCAAAGCGGUGGGUGAAGAGAAAGACACGCUUCAGAGAAAGCUUGAGCAGCAAGACCGCAUAAUUUUAGAACGGAACCGACUAGAUCGAAGAACUAGAGACUUAGAGGAGGAAGUCCGAGCUAAAAACAAACAUAUCCAGGAGCUACAAGAUGAAAUCUUGACCCUUACAAUGGAACUGAACAUGCUGACUAAGAGAGAAGAGGCCGUGCGGAAGGAGAAUAAGGAACUUGUCGAUCGAUACAUGGCUGAGAUGGCAAAAAAGGCUGAAAGCAUGAACCGAGAAUCCAAUUGGGAAUAG